This is a messenger RNA of Manis javanica (Malayan pangolin), 2536 nucleotides long. It is a transcript of the gene CDX2, whose product is annotated as caudal type homeobox 2. Gene Ontology annotation, cellular component: nucleus. Gene Ontology annotation, biological process: embryo development; anterior/posterior axis specification; animal organ morphogenesis. Lineage: Eukaryota; Metazoa; Chordata; Mammalia; Pholidota; Manidae. Gene Ontology annotation, molecular function: DNA-binding transcription factor activity, RNA polymerase II-specific; RNA polymerase II transcription regulatory region sequence-specific DNA binding. The record is from RefSeq and is a predicted model, not a curated record.
AAGGAGGCAGGCCCGAGGGAGGGACCGCCUCAGAGGCAGACGCGCCGCCAAGAGCCUGCGGAGCUCCGCGGGCCGGGGCGCAGCCACCCGCCGCUCGGCGCGCCCGCUGGCCCCUUCCCCUCGCACCCCCCGGCAGCCUCCAGUGUCCGUCCCCAGGCAGCAUGGUGAGGUUUGCUGUGGGGCCCUCGCCACCAUGUACGUGAGCUACCUCCUGGACAAGGACGUGAGCAUGUACCCCAGCUCCGUGCGCCACUCCGGCGGCCUCAACCUGGCCCCGCAGAACUUCGUCAGCCCCCCGCAGUACCCGGACUACGGCGGCUACCAUGUGGCGGCCGCGGCGGCCGCGGCAGCGAACUUGGACAGCGCGCAGUCCCCGGGGCCGUCCUGGCCUGCCGCGUACGGCGCCCCGCUCCGCGAGGACUGGAACGGCUACGCGCCGGGGGGCGCCGCGGCCGCCGCCAACGCUGUGGCGCACGGCCUCAACGGGGGCUCCCCGGCCGCCGCCAUGGGCUACAGCGGCCCGGCCGACUACCACCCGCACCACCACCCGCACCACCACCCGCACCAUCCGGCCGCCGCGCCGUCCUGCGCCUCGGGCUUGCUGCAGACGUUGAACCCCGGCCCUCCCGGGCCCGCCGCCACCGCCGCCGCCGAGCAGCUGUCCCCCGGCGGCCAGCGGCGGAGCCUGUGCGAGUGGAUGCGGAAGCCCGCGCAGCCGCCCCUCGGCAGCCAAGUGAAAACCAGGACAAAAGACAAAUACCGAGUCGUGUACACGGAUCACCAGCGGCUGGAGCUGGAGAAGGAGUUUCACUACAGUCGCUACAUCACCAUCCGGAGGAAAGCUGAGCUGGCUGCCACGCUGGGGCUCUCUGAGAGGCAGGUUAAAAUUUGGUUUCAGAACCGGAGAGCAAAGGAAAGGAAAAUCAACAAGAAGAAGCUACAGCAGCAGCCACCGCCGCCGCCCUCUGCACCCACGCAGCCGCCUGCCCAACCACAGCCAGGUCCUCUGAGAAGUGUGCCGGAGCCCCUGAGUCCCGUGUCUUCCCUGCAAGGCUCGGUGCCCGGCAAUGUCCCUGGGGUUCUGGGGCCAACUGGGGGGGUAUUAAACCCCACUGUCACCCAGUGACCUACAGUGGCCUACAGCAGCAGAGCAAUUCCAGGUUGAGCCAUGAGGAGCGUGGACUCUGCUAGAAUCCUCAGAAGACACCCCUCCCCUCCCACCCACAAAUGUGCACCAAUUUACUAGCUCUCCGAGGAAAAAUGGGGGUUAGGAGUAAAGACAAGUGGGUUUGGAGGCCUCAAGGAAGACAUUCUCCCAUAUUUUGACAUUUUCUGGUCUGACUCUGCCAGCGAGGAGACAGGAAGUGGUCAUGGGGGCUUCAUUUAGUCCUGGCAGAAGCCUUGCCUGGCCUGGCUGAACAGACCUAGGCUUUCAGCCCCCUCCUUCCCUACUCUUUGCCUCCAAAAUCUGCAGCGUGCACCUCUGCUUGGAGCUGAGGGGAGAGGGACUCGGGGGAACACCAGUGCUGGGAGUCAAGAUGACCUACUGCACUGCCGUCCAAGGACUAGCUGGCCCCUCCUGCCUCAAGGGCAGGCAAGAUUUAAACUGCAGAAGCCAGAGGCAGCUAAGAUAGAAACCUGGACCCACUGAAGACUGCAGAACCCCCAGGCCUUUGUCUUUCUCCUCUUCCCUUCCCAGACCAGGAAAGCCUUGGCUGGUGCAUGUGCCGUGUAUGGCAUGAGGCGGGGUGGUUUUGGUCUCCAGGCCUGACAGGGGCCCAGGACAGAGGGCCUUGUUUAGAAAACCUGUCACCAGGGCUUCUCUGGGAUGAAUGUAUGUCCGUGCUGUAAAUGCCAGAGCCAACCUGGACUUCCUGUCAUUCUCACAGUCUUGGGGCUGAUGAAGAAGGGACGUUUUUGUUUUGCUGCUGCUGUUUGGGUUGUUUGUUGGUCUGUAGAACAUCCAAGCCAGCAUUUAAAACGCCUUCUGGAUCCAUGGGGAGAGAAGUGAUAUGGUGAAGGGACAUGGGGGGGUACUUGAACACAGCUGAAUUUUUUCUAAAGAGAAAAAAAGAUAAAUAGAGCUUUCCAGAUUUCAGAUUCUGUAUUUAUCAUCAGAUUUUGUCUGGAAUUAUUAUUUUUUUAAGAAAUGAAAUAUCUUCUCUAUUUGCAAGCUAGAAUUAGAAAAUCAUGGAGGGGGUGGAAAGGUUAUCUGGACAACCUCAUUUUACCCCAGAGCGUCAGAAGCCUGAGGGAGCUGCUUUUGAGACCUUCCCUGCCCCCAAGCCUGAGCCCAGCCUUGGACUGUGGAAUGUGUGGUUCUCCUGGGGGUGCCUUUGGGCAAAAUGUACAUCUGAACCGUCAGCUGCUUCCCAGAUACCUGGAAUUCUGGGGGAUGGGGUGAGAGAGCCCCUUCAUAGCAUCCCGUCAAAUCCGCACUGCUGCAAUGACAAACCCUUCAUUAGUGAUUCCCUUCUCCCGAGGGAUGCCCCACAGCCCAGCUAGUUGAACAUAAAAUAAGCAUUAAGUAAAAAUA